This is a messenger RNA of Anastrepha ludens (Mexican fruit fly), 1145 nucleotides long. RefSeq names its product thioredoxin domain-containing protein 9. The coding region runs from base 262 to 912 and encodes 216 amino acids. The transcript has 3 exons. Gene Ontology annotation, cellular component: cytoplasm. Gene Ontology annotation, biological process: microtubule cytoskeleton organization. Lineage: Eukaryota; Metazoa; Arthropoda; Insecta; Diptera; Tephritidae. The record is from RefSeq and is a predicted model, not a curated record.
ACUAAUACGAGUGACAAAUGUUUUCUGUUCUCGUGUGUAGAUUCAACUGAAAAUUCCAAAAACAUUUGAAAACUAAAAAAGCUCUCGAUUGAAAAAUAGAAUACUAAGCUAAUCGUGUAUUUUUCACUAGUAACUAUAAAACUAGUUCAAAUACAACCGCUGUACUUGCUUUCUUAUUCCGUAUUUUUCAAUAAUUUUUACAUCUGUCACGCCGGUUUUGUUGCUUGUAUAUCUACAUAAUUUCCGCAGCAGCUUACGGAAAUGGCUAACAUGUUGGAAAAUCAAUUGUUGACUACUGCUCAAAUGAUUGAAAAGCAGUUGGAUCAACAGAUUAAUCAGUUGGAUAACUUAGAUUCAGAUGAUUUGAAAUCAAUACGGGAAGAACGUCUCAAGCAAAUGAAAGAUCUUAAUCGUAAAAAGCAGGAGUGGCUGAAAAAUGGUCACGGCACAUACACCGAGUUAGCUGACGAGAAAGAGUUCUUUGAAGUAUCUAAAAAGUCGCCAAAUAUAGUGUGUCAUUUCUAUCGAGACUCCACAGAGCGUUGUCGCAUUGUUGAUAUGCAUUUAAAAAUACUUGCUAGCAAGCACAUUGAGGCGAAAUUCUGUAAAGUGAAUGCUGAAAAAUCACCUUUCUUAACUCAAAGACUGCGCAUUAAAGUAAUCCCCACUAUUGCAUUAGUUAAGGACAGUAAAACAAAGGAUUUCAUUGUGGGAUUCACUGACUUGGGUAACUGCGAUGAUUUCUCUACAGAAAUGUUGGAGUGGCGAAUAGCACAAUCUGGUGCAAUCGAUUACAAGGGUGACCUUAUGACCCCGCCUGAUGUUAAAAAGAAGGCGUAUAUUAAUCGAGUUAACAAGACCAUUCGCAGCGGUUAUGACUCCGACGAUUCUGACAUAGAUUUUGACGAUUAACAGCACUUCAGUAGUAGCUGACAACUGGAGUAUCCACAGUGUGUCUUUAAGAAAGCUAGAAUUUAAAAAGCUUGCUUAGCAAAAUCAAAUCAAUCAAAACUAAAUUAAAGAUAACAAACUUAAUUAUUAAAACAGAGUAAAAUCUUAAAGUAGUGGGAAAGCAAAAAAUAACAGCUUAAACAAAACAACACGCAAAAAAAAAAAAACAAAAAACAUUUGAUUGCGUAAAUCGC